UUUCUUCUCCAUUGUGACAAGCACAACACCACUCUCACUGGAAAUAGCAAAUAGCAGGAAAGGGGACAGCCUGAGAAGUUUUAUUUUUUUUGAAAUCAGACAGCCUGAGAACUAGUAGAGAGAGAUGUUAAAAGAAUAGUUUUUGUUUCUUUAGCGAAAUCCCAGAGAAGUAGAAAACGAUGUCUGAGGGGUAUUCACACUUUUGCAACCUGCAACUAUAGGAGGGUAUGCACAUGUAUACUCCAUUUGAUAAAGCUGUAUCCUUUUUUUCUGUGUGUGACCACAAUUUUUUUUACUACUAUACUGUAUUUUAUUUUAUUUUCCAUAAAAAACAUAAAAAAUAAAUAAACAUAAAGCACUAAUAUAUGAUGCUCUCUCUUUUACUUCUCACUUCCCUUUCCAUUCUUCUCCUUCAUUUCAAUCUUCUUCUCUAUCUAUCUUCAAUUCCUUCAUGAUCGAUCAAUACAUAUAUAAUUCCUCCAUGUCAUAGCUCCAAUUGUUGAAGAAGCAGAUAAUUCUUCUAUGUCACAAGGUUUUCAUCAAAAUAUUUUCAGUUUCUCGAAUGGAUUGGAGGGAUCGCAGAUCCGAGGUGAUAAGCAAGGCGUAGAUAUGGAAGAAGACGGGCUCCCAAGCUACGAUAGCGGCUGUAUAUUAUCGGAGAUGUUCAAUUUCUCCUCCGGCGCCACGGCUGCAGAAUUGCUGCCGAGGCCGGCGGAGUGGAAUUCGAAGAGCCAGAGCGCAGUAAACGACACCGGAUCCUUCAAUCCCGAUCCAGCCGCAGCCAUGCAGCUUUUCGCGAUGAGAUCGGAGGCUUCUCCAUCCCUUCAAAACCCUUCCUCCUUGUUCCAGGCGGGAGGGGCUUUUGGUCAUUUCACAUGGCCUCCCAACCCUAACGGAGCUGCAGAAAGUCUCUCUCUGUCGCUGUCUUCUUCGGCGGAGGAUAUGAGGCUCGGAUUGCUCUUUGGGGCAUCUGCUCCGCCGCCGCAGUAUAACCAGAGCCGCCAAAUAGGUUUGGGGUCAUUGAGUAAUUCCAAAUACGCUAAGGCGGCGCAGGAUUUGUUGGAAGAGUUCUGUAGUGUUGGUAGGGGCCAGGUGAAGAAGGACAGGAACAAGGACGCCAAAAAAACAAGUGGCGGCGGUGAUGCUUCGUCUUCUUCUAGAGAUCCGCCUCCUUUAUCGGCUUCGGAUAGGCUCGAGCAUCAAAAGAGAAAGGUCAAACUAUCAGCCAUGCUUGAUGAGGUGGACAAAAGGUACAACCACUACUGCGAGCGGAUGCAGAUCGUGGUGAACUCAUUCGACAUGGUAAUGGGGUUCGGCGCGGCGGCGCCGUACACCACCCUGGCGCAGAAGGCGAUGUCGCAGCAUUUCCGGUGCCUGAGGGAGGCCGUGGCCGAGCAGCUGGGGGAGAAGGACGGCACGAAAUCGGGGCUCACUAAAGGCGAGACGCCGCGGCUCAAAUUCUUGGAGCAGAGCCUGCGGCAGCAGCACGCCGCCUUCCACCACAUCGACCAAGACGCGUGGCGGCCGCAGCGAGGCUUGCCACAGCGCUCUGUCACCAUUCUGAGGGCUUGGCUCUUCGAGCAUUUUCUGCACCCGUAUCCAAGCGACGCAGAUAAGCACCUACUUGCGAGACAGACGGGUCUAUCAAGAAACCAGGUGGCAAAUUGGUUCAUAAAUGCAAGGGUCCGCCUCUGGAAACCCAUGGUCGAAGAGAUGUACCUACAAGAAGCCAAAGACCAAGAUCACCAACCUCUCCCCACUACCACUUCUCCGCCUCCUUCUACAACCAACCACCCUUCAUUUAACACCUCAGAUAAUCAGCCGCAGUGCUUUCCGGCGAUUGAGUCCGACUUUAUUAGGUUUGGGACGACUUCGGGUGACGUCUCCCUUACGCUAGGGCUACGUCACUCCGGGGAAGAUUUCUUUCCCGCUUAGUUAAAUUAAUGCUAAACAUGGAAAAAACAUAUACUCUGAGUCGGCGCGUAGGAACUAGUGUUAGAGGUGCCAGGAGAUUAAUUAGUCUCAUGAGUCUUAUUGUUAAUUGUAUAGUUUGAGUUUAUAUUCUCAUUUCCGAUCAUAUCCCUAUGAAAUGAAUGUCAUGUGUCUUCGCUUCCUAUACUAUAUAAUAAUACAUCACUUUGCAUUAUCAUUUUUAA
Molecule: messenger RNA, 2156 nt
Organism: Salvia splendens (bonfire salvia)
Lineage: Eukaryota; Viridiplantae; Streptophyta; Magnoliopsida; Lamiales; Lamiaceae
Product: BEL1-like homeodomain protein 4
Exons: 4
Coding region: 523-1935 (470 amino acids)
Biological process (GO): regulation of DNA-templated transcription
Molecular function (GO): DNA binding
Source: RefSeq, a predicted model, not a curated record